AACGGCAAUUCCAAUGACCAAAAAUACACGGAUCCAAACACUGUAGGCCUAUUUUAUAUCGUAUUAAAAUAAAUAGCGUUUUAAUCUUUACAUUUCGUACCUGCGCAAAAUGUGCGCAAGCUUGAUUUGCUGCACAUCAAGGCAACAAAGUAAGUGCACACUUCCUGUUGGUGGGAGAGAUUAGUGCGGCUCUGGUUCAGCACCGGUCCACUGCAGAUAUGCCGAAAAUAAGGUGAUUUAAAACAAAGAUGGGUCCUCGUAGUUAUUUAUGUUAAGAGCAGUUUAUUGUCUGAGUUUCCUGUCCGACUGAGCAGAUAGAAGAGCAGCUGCAUGUUCCCUCUGAGCAGCUGGCUCAGCUGAUUCACUCACAGCAGAGGAGGAGCUGCCUUCUCUCCUUCUCUCCUUCUCUCCUUCUCUCCUUCUCUCAGGCUCAAACUAACAACCCGUCUGUCCAAAGAUGUCGUGGUUGAAUCAUGUCUCUCCAGGCUCGAACCAGCAGCAGCAGGAGCCGCAGCAGGAGCCUCCAGACCGGCUGUGUAGCAGGCUCAGGGCUCCGACACAGGGACCCCCAGCCAUGGCGAGCCACCACUGGACCUUCUGCUCCACUCCCAGCCCGGAGGACUUCCCACCAGCUCCACCGGGGGCCAUCAACCCCCCCAGCCUGGAGAACCUGUCCUGCGCCUCCCUGAGUGCGGACCGGAUGAGGGAGCCGGAGCCCAUCUCCUAUGUGAGCCUCCAGGAGCAGCGGUGCGUCCUGAGCUGGUUCCAGGGCUGGAGCGACACCCAGAGGGAGAGGUUCCUGCAGGACCUGCUGGGGAAAGCUGUGCCUGGGAAAGUCUGCACCCUCCUGGACUCACUCAGCACCCUUCAGGUUAAAGACAGACUACCAAACAUCUUUGAAUGCCAGCUGCGUCUGUGGACCCAGUGGUUCGAGACUUGGGGAGAAGAGGAGAGGAAUCAUUUCCUGCACAUACUGGAAGAGCGGGACCCAGUUUUCGUAGCCCACUUUUACCGGAGCGUAGCCGGGACGGCAGGAAGAGACUGAACGGGGUUUGAGUUGUCAUGGAAACAGCAAGCGAUCAUAGUGAAAUGUGUUCAACAGGUGACGUGUGGUGGGAAAUGUGUGUUAGAUCUGAGAUAGUUCUAGAUGGGAGUUAUUGUUGAAGAUAAAUCAUUACAUUGUGAGAACAGACGUGUUCAUAGGCUGUUUUUAUUCUGGUUUCUCCAGGGCGACAUCACACAUUAUGACAUGUUUUUUUUAAAAGUUAAAAAGACUUCUUGCUCAAUGCUUUCAUCAUGCAUAAAGUUCUGCCAACUAGCGACCCAAUGGCUUUCACAAAAAAACAAAAAAACAGGUUUGACAUCUGGCUGAAACAUGAAUAAACUUCCAGGCUAAUUUUUUUUCUGUUAGUGAUUGAAACACUUGGAAUGGCAAAUGGACAAAAGGAUAAAUUCUUUUCAAGCAAAAAAAUAAAGAAAAUGCAUAUUGUA
Centropristis striata (black sea bass) is the source of this 1491-nucleotide messenger RNA. It is a transcript of the gene c11h14orf119, whose product is annotated as chromosome 11 C14orf119 homolog. The record is from RefSeq and is a predicted model, not a curated record. NCBI's taxonomy places the organism in Eukaryota, Metazoa, Chordata, Actinopteri, Perciformes, Serranidae. The transcript is spliced from 2 exons. The coding region runs from base 458 to 1045 and encodes 195 amino acids.